This is a messenger RNA of Phymastichus coffea, 1391 nucleotides long. RefSeq names its product protein dj-1beta-like. Bases 522 to 1181 code for a protein of 219 amino acids. Gene Ontology annotation, biological process: protein deglycation, glyoxal removal; guanine deglycation, glyoxal removal. The transcript has 4 exons. Gene Ontology annotation, molecular function: protein deglycase activity. The record is from RefSeq and is a predicted model, not a curated record. NCBI's taxonomy places the organism in Eukaryota, Metazoa, Arthropoda, Insecta, Hymenoptera, Eulophidae. Gene Ontology annotation, cellular component: cytosol; nucleus.
GUCAUAAUCCCUUGGCCUGCUCUCUUAAAGUCCUAUCGUCCGGAAAAACGCUGAAUAAUAGCAGGCGGCCGUUGCGUCUCUCUAUCUAGCUCUUCCAUCACACAGCCCGAAAGGACAUUAUGAUCAAGAUGACUGUCGUCACCGUAAACCAAACCAGAUUGACAAAGUUCUUAUUUCACUCAUCAGUAGCUACACGCAUUGACCGUAUUUUUACAAAUCGAUAUUCCCCCUCUCCCCCGCCCCACUCGUCAUUCUUUUUGCUCUCACGUGCAAGUCGCAAAUACACAUUAGAUAUAUACACUAGGAGCCAAAAAUAAAAGCGGAACAACUAACAAUAAAGCAAAAGAUAUGUCUCGGAAAUGAAGUGAAAUGAAAGUCUUGAAUGAAUAAAUUUUCGAGGAAGAGGAUGAUCGCUUCGCGUCACGCGAGAGCUGUUGCAGAUAAGUGUCGCGUUAUAUCUUAUUUCAUUAUCUAGAGCGUUGCCUUCGAUUGUCACGCGCGGACAGUGCCUAGCUUAUCCGAUGUCGGCAACUGCUCUGUCGUUCAAAACUUUCGUCACAUACAAUUUUUUAUACAAUUUUUGCAAACGACCUUCGUUAGCAUUGUUCUCGAUGAUGGCCAACAAAACUGCUGUUUGUUUGCUGGCUGAGGGUGCCGAGGAAAUGGAAGCUAUCGUUACAGUUGAUAUUCUACGACGGGCAGGAGUUGCCGUGACCGUGGCGAGCAUUACUGAUAAAGAGUGCAUAAAAUGUAGUCGAGAUGUUAAAAUUUGCGCUGAUGCAAAAAUUGGCGAACUUCAGAACAAAAAGUACGAUGCUGUGAUUCUCCCGGGUGGAGUCGGUUGGAAAAACUUGGCUGCCUCUACGAAAGUUGGUGAAAUUCUCAAAGCUCAAGAAGCAGACAGCAAGGUCAUAGCAGCUAUUUGUGCUGCCCCGAAUGUACUAAAAGCACAUGGAAUUGCAAAAGGCAAAAAAUUAACUUCGUACCCAUCAGUUAAGAAUGACUUGACAGCUGAUUAUAGUUAUAUAGAUGAUCAAAUUGUUGUUACUGAUGGUAAUCUUAUUACCAGCAAAGGUCCUGCAACUGCUUAUGCAUUUGGAUUAGCAAUUGUGGAAAAAUUGGUUGAUAAAGCAACAGCUCUGAAAGUUGCUGAUCAACUGCUGUAUAAAGAUUACAAUUGAGAAUUUAAGUUACAAAUAAUUUCUUGUUUAACUUAAGUUUUUUGAUACACUUAAAAUUAAUUUAAAAUUAAUUUUUUCAAAGUACGUAAUUAUAGAAAAAGAAAUAUACAAAAUAUUAUAAAUCAGGUGGUUUUAUUACACGUAAAAAAAUCUAUGUAAUAAGUUUUGUGUGAAAUUACAUGUUAAAAUUAAAUUUUAAUACAUUACUUA